CUAACUGGACAAGUUGCGAAAUUGUAGAAGAGUAGGCAAUGUCAAAGUGUAACGAAAAUAUUGUUGUGCGGUUAAAAUUCCCCACCACCCUGGACAUUUCCAUAAAUCAGUUGGAAUGCCAAUGGUUCAAGUAGUUAGAUUAUAUAAAAACUGAUGGUAGAAGUUAUUGAUACUUGAUGUUAAACCUUCAUAUUAGAUAUUGUUCUGCUUGCUAACUUGUGCGUGGAUGUUACCCAAUUCCCAAAUAGAAUGAUAUUUCUGUGCAGGUCCGACCAGAUUGACUAAAAAUGUAAACAAAAUGGUCCAGAGCCUUUUUACGUAUUAAGGGUGAAUAUGUUAUGGAUAUAUUUAUAAGGGUGAUGGUUGAUGAUUGAAUGAGUUCUGAAAGUAUAAUUGAAAUCAUUGAAUCGUUGGAUUCAAAUAAAGUUGAAGAAGUUAGUUUUGGUAUCAAUAAUUUAGAUUAUUUAUUAGGACAAUUGUUACCAGAAAUAGUAAGUCAUUAUGAGACUAGUACAACGUUAAAAUUACAAUCGAAUAGAGUAAGUAAUACUAGCCAACAGUUAAAUAAGAGUUCAUUCAUUAGUCUACAGGAUAAUUUUCAGUUUAACUUGGCCAGUCAUUUAAUUAAUUAUUAUAAGAUAAUAAAUGAAGACAAUAGCAAGAUAGACGUGGCCACUGCGUUAUUAUGCAAUCGAUUAUUACAAGGAUUGUUAAUUAUUCAUCCUAAUUCAAGAAUGUUAUUUCAUAGACCAAGUAAUAUGAAAUUAAUAUUACAAUUGCUUGAAACUAGUGAUAUUACAUUUAGUAUUUCAUUAAUUUCUACCUUAAUUCAUAUAUUAUUAAAGGAUUUCAAAAACUUUCGUGUGUUUGAAAGUUGUAAUGGAUGUUCAGUUAUAAUCAAACGGUUUAAGUUAUCAUCAUUCGAUAUCAAUAAGAAACAACAAACUACUACUAAGCAUAAAGUUGAUACUCAACAAGAUUUAAAUUUUAAGAUUAUUGAAUUUUUAUUGUUUUACUUCAUUGAUGAAACUAAGAUAAAUCCUCAGGAUUAUAAAACUCUAGACCAGAAAUCUAACUUUUUCAGAAUUGAUUUCCCAGAUAUAGAUAAUUUAAUAGAGAGUCUUAACGAGUUGAAUGAUUUACAAUAGAAACAAUUAAUGGCAAAAUAGUAAUGGUAAGUAUAUUUAUAAGAAGAAAUAGUUGAUAAAACAAGUUAAGAUAAUAAUAAUAAUAAGUAAUAGUAAUAAUAGUAAUAAUAAAUGAUGAUGAUCCCCCCAGAACAAUAGAAAUUU
Molecule: messenger RNA, 1292 nt
Organism: Scheffersomyces coipomensis
Lineage: Eukaryota; Fungi; Ascomycota; Pichiomycetes; Serinales; Debaryomycetaceae
Exons: 1
Coding region: 375-1148 (257 amino acids)
Source: RefSeq, a predicted model, not a curated record